This is a messenger RNA of Triplophysa rosa, 4848 nucleotides long. RefSeq names its product amyloid beta precursor protein (cytoplasmic tail) binding protein 2 (gene appbp2). Lineage: Eukaryota; Metazoa; Chordata; Actinopteri; Cypriniformes; Nemacheilidae. Gene Ontology annotation, biological process: intracellular protein transport. The transcript is spliced from 13 exons. The coding region runs from base 225 to 1991 and encodes 588 amino acids. Gene Ontology annotation, molecular function: protein binding. The record is from RefSeq and is a predicted model, not a curated record.
GGCGGGGUAUGUCGAUCGGGGAUGAGCUUUAAACAUGAGAGCGUAACGCAAAGGUUGUGUUCGCCAUUAUAACAAUCCGUUUCGACCUCGAAAAGCGCUUCCAGCUGCAGGGGUGCAUGAGGAGCGACAGAGUAAAAAGUUUUACCUCGAUCAGGUAGCGAAGGAGGUGAAAGUAGGAGAGGAAGCGGGGGGGGCUGUGGUUGGAUUUAGUGAAAGAAAACAAUAUGGCCGCGGUGGAGCUGGAAUGGAUCCCUGAGACCCUGUACAACACCGCUAUCUCAGCCGUGGUCGAUAACUACGGCCGAUCGCGACGGGACAUCCGCUCUCUGCCUGAAAAUAUACAGUUUGAUGUGUACUACAAGCUUUACCAGCAAGGCCGGCUCUGCCAGCUGGGAGGGGAGUUCUGUGAGCUGGAGGUCUUCGCAAAAGUCCUCAGGGCUUCCGACAAAAGGCACCUCCUGCACCACUGCUUCCAGGCUCUGAUGGAUCACGGUGUGAAGGUGGCUUCAGUUCUGGCCAACUCCUUCAGUCGGCGAUGUUCAUACAUUGCAGAGUCAGAUGCGCAUGUUAAAGAAAAAGCUAUUCAAUUCGGAUUUGUUCUAGGUGGCUUCUUAUCGGAUGCCGGUUGGUAUGGAGACGCCGAGAAGGUCUUCCUGUCUUGUCUCCAGCUGUGCACGCUACACGAUGAGGUUCUUCACUGGUAUCGUGCAGUGGAGUGUUGCGUAAGGUUACUUCACGUGCGUAAUGGCAAUUGCAAAUACCACCUGGGAGAAGAGACCUUUAAACAGGCCCAGUCUUACAUGGACAAACUAGCCAAAUACGGUCAUCAGGCCAAUAAGGCUGCCCUGUAUGGAGAACUUUGUGCCCUGCUCUUUGCCAAAAGCCACUAUGAUGAAGCAUACAGGUGGUGUAUAGAAGCUAUGAGGGAGAUCACAGUUGGUUUACCUGUGAAAGUAGUAGUUGAUGUUCUCAGGCAAGCCUCUAAGGCUUGCGUUGUUAAGCGGGAGUUCAGGAAAGCUGAACAACUGAUAAAACAUGCAGUGUUUUUGGCACGGGAACAUUUUGGACACAAGCACCCAAAAUACUCAGAUACACUACUAGAUUAUGGAUUUUAUCUUUUAAAUGUGGAUAACAUCUGUCAGUCAGUGAUCAUUUACCAGACUGCACUGGAUAUACGGCAGUCAGUGUUUGGAGGAAAGAACAUCCAUGUUGCCACUGCACAUGAAGACCUGGCAUACUCAUCCUAUGUUCAUCAGUACAGCUCUGGUAAAUUUGACAACGCACUAUUCCACGCAGAACGUGCCAUAGACAUCAUAACUCAUAUUCUCCCUGAAGACCAUCUGCUGCUAGCCUCGUCCAAGAGGGUGAAAGCACUUAUUCUGGAGGAGAUUGCCAUUGAUUGCCAUAACAAGGAAACUGAGGAACGCCUCCUGCAGGAGGCCCAUGAUCUGCACCUUUCCUCCCUCCAGCUGGCCAAAAAAGCCUUUGGGGAAUUCAACGUUCAGACAGCAAAACACUACGGCAACCUGGGCCGUCUCUACCAAUCUAUGCGCAAGUUCAAGGAGGCAGAGGAGAUGCACAUCAAGGCCAUUCAGAUCAAGGAGCAGCUGUUGGGACAGGAGGACUAUGAGGUGGCUCUGUCUGUGGGACACUUGGCCUCACUCUACAACUACGACAUGAAUCAGUACGAUGACGCCGAGCGCCUCUACUUGCGCUCCAUCGCCAUUGGCAAGAAACUAUUCGGGGAGGGUUACAGUGGACUAGAGUAUGACUACAGAGGCCUCAUAAAACUGUACAACUCUGUUGGAAACUACGAGAAGGUCUUUGAAUACCACAAUAUUCUGUCCAACUGGAACCGUUUAAGGGACAGGCAGUUUGCAGUAGCGGACGCGCUGGAGGACGUCAACACGAGCCCCCAGGCCACAGAGCAGGUGGUACAGUCCUUCCUUCUGUCCCAGAGCCACGGAGCGGGACGCCCCUGCUUGGGCUAACGGCUGGGACGCCCAAUACUCUCAACUCGAAAAACACAUAGAUGUGCUCACACGCCCCAUUUUCACACACAUUCAUAGCGAUUUAUUCACGUGUAGUCAAGAAAGGCGUGGAGCGGGAUUAUGACCUCGAGCUUCUCAAGCUCUGAUUGGAACAACUUUUACAAGCAACUCCCCUCGCCCUGGUCUUUUUCCUUACCAUGGAACAGAAACAGCGUCAACUGUUCAACACUCGUAUGAUGAAUGGAAGUACUUCAUACAAACUGUUUCGUUGACUUCAAGAAGACUUGAAUAAGAAAAAAGAGCUUUCGGCGCUUUUUGAUUUUUGUGUCACCAUGAUUUUGAUUUUUGGAAUUGUAUGUACAUUCGUUUUGUAUCUGAAGGAGAGGUGCUCCACACUACAGGAAUAGUUUGUUUAUCACUGCAUUAUCUUUUUGUGGAGGAAAUGCUCGGCGCAGCACUCACCGAAUGAGAUUUGAUGGUGAAAGGUCCCAUUGUUCCGAUAAAUGAGUGAAGAAACAGCCGUACACAUGCGUGUACCCAUUAACCUGAGGAUUGAGGAUUACCUGUGUGCUCUCUGGAAAAUGAGAUCAGCCAUGUUACAUUAUGGACCAUUAUGUUUUUUUAAACAAUUCGUGACACGUGUGGAAUCUAUGGACCAGUUGCUCUAGAUACCACGUUUUAAGUUCUGGUUUUGUAUUCCUUUAGUACUGACAUAGCUUAUUUUAAACUGCCAAUAAUUUAUAUGCAAGGUAUGCUAUGACUUGUAGGUGUGUAACAUUGCAGAUGGAUGAGCCAAAAUAACUUCUCUUAACAAGUGUGAAACCAUAGUCGACGUCUUUUGCCAUAACCAUUCGAUUCAGCGAGGGGCAAGUAUGUUAAUCUGGCUUUCUAUCAGCCUUAUUACACAACACGCUUUCACAUACACACAAAAUAAGCUGGAGCGGCGGGGACCAGGUUUUCUUUCAGAGCUCAGGCGAUGGGCUGAGCACAGCACCUGUCUUUGUGUAGAGGCCAGAGAAUUGUGGGUAUUGCUCGCAAGGGGCACUAUGUUCAGAAUCUACACGGGUCCAUAACUGGCUUUGUGCUCAUUCAAAUCCUUUCAAGGAAUCUGGUUCACGUCUUAAAUUUCCAUGACGUGUUGUCACACCGUAAGAAUUUUUUUUUUUUAAAUCAACAACUAUGCUUAUUCAAUUGGCACACUACAAACCGUUUUUGCAUCUGCAGGCUAAGUGUUGUUGUGGUCUAUCAUUUAGCAUGCGAUGCUAAUGUCUUGCGCUAAACUGAAGUCCCAGCCUUAGUCUUAAAGGACUCUCAGUUGCUAGGCAUCUGCUUUGUCAGCCUUUUUCAUAACUAGACCUCCACCUGCCCCAUCUGUAAACCGAGCAACAGAUCACCUGUGACAUGCGAGGGACUUCACAUUACAGCCUCUUUCACUCCUUAGAAAUCCCUUCAUUGUUGCGUGUAGAGGCUUGAUGUUGCUAAAUUCGAUUUCUGGUGUCUCUAUCAUACUAGAGAUAGCAGAACGGGGUUGCCGGAAGGUAUUCGCCUUGGUCAGAGAGAUAAAGAUGGAGUAAUGGAAUAUUAUAACAAAUAAACUGUGAUCUUGAAAACUUUGUAAGUGCAUUUCCAUUGACAAUUUGCAGUAAACGGACGUUUAGUGGAGUUCUCAUAUCAGAAGAUCUAGAAAAAAGGUUCUAAGCUGUGAAACAAGUGUAUGCUGAAUGAAUUUAUAACGUAGCUCUGAUUGGCUCUGAAUGUGGUUUAAGGGCUCAUUUGUCAACGUUAAGUGGCGAUUCACGAUUGGAAAGAAAUCUCGAGAUUGAUUAAAUCCAAAGGAUUUCUCUGUCGGAAUGGGCCACAGUUUCCAAAAACAAAGGUGCUUCUCUGUGUUCUCAUUCUUUGCAUGUUUAACUAACUGUGUACAUAGAUAUAGAUGUAUAGCUACAAUUGGUAUUGUCCUAGUGAACUCCAUAAAAAAAUAUAACUGGUUCUAAAGUGUUGAACUGAUCACAGAAAUGAACACCACCCCUUGACAAUAAAGGCGAUCCUGAUGGCAAGCAAAUGUCCUGUAUCACAAAGACGUGUUGACAUGGUUGUACACAGUAAAUAGCUUAACGCAAAAGCUGAUAAACUUGGGAUGUCACCAUAACCCUGCGUGUUUCUUUGAAAUGUGCCCUGAGAAGUUAAAGAGUGUUUAAAAAGGGACUGCAAACCAUGAAUAAUGCUCACUGCAUGAUAUAGCGCUCAUCACAUUGAUAACUCAUACAGAAGGGCCUUUAAAACGAUGCAAACCUUUAUAAAACCCUCUGACAUUCAUUUCUGCAAUGUGUGUGUGUAUGCUGCAACGUAGAUUGUGUUUUAGCCAAAGUGCUGUUUCUGAUUUCUCUUGCAUCACGCUGGUACCCUGAGCAUCAGGUAGGGUACGGGACCCUUUAAAUGGCAAAAACACAACAUAGAAGUGGAAGUGAGCUCUGAUUUGAUUUGAAAUACCUUUUUGUGUCCGUAUCCAUUUGAGACUAGAAUGCAGUGUUUUUGAUGGGGUCCGGUGACGAAGAGGAAAGUGAUUAAUACUGACGGUUUCCAUGGAAACGUCAGUAACCUGUGCCACAGUGAGCCUCUGCUUGGAUACAUGUAGGGUUUGGUCUUUGGCUUUAUGUAACUCGCACCUCAGUAGAGUCUGCUGUACAUUGUACAUCUGUAACCACCAAAUCAUUAUUAAACACAAUUGUAUCCACCGUUGUGAAAAUCUGUAACUAAUUAUAACACACACAGAAAAAAGAAUAUAGAACUGUCUUACAAUGAGCAAUAUUGCUUUCAAAGUAUUAAAAUGCUUUAUUUUUGGCCUUUAAAUGUUUUU